Cynocephalus volans (Philippine flying lemur) is the source of this 990-nucleotide messenger RNA. It is a transcript of the gene SLFNL1, whose product is annotated as schlafen like 1. The record is from RefSeq and is a predicted model, not a curated record. The transcript is spliced from 4 exons. Bases 1 to 990 code for a protein of 329 amino acids. NCBI's taxonomy places the organism in Eukaryota, Metazoa, Chordata, Mammalia, Dermoptera, Cynocephalidae.
AUGGAGCCCCCAGGCAAGCAGCCCCCACCAGGGCUUUCCCCAGAAGAGUCCCUGCCUGAGGACUCGGGCCUUGAGGAGGCUCCCAGCAUGCACACCCUCUAUGUGGGCCACCUGAACCCCCAGUUUUCAGUGCCCGUGCUCACCUGCCUGCUGCGAGACACCCUGGAGCGGCUAGAGCUGCCGGUGGCACGGGAGCACAUCGAGGUGGUGAGGCGGCCACAGAAAGCCUAUGCAUUGGUGCAGGUGGCCACCCACAAGGCCACCCUGGCCUCCCUCCCUUGGCGCCUGCACAAGGCCUUGGAGGAGCACCUGAUCCUCAAGGAGCUUGCAGCCCGGGGGAAGGAGCUGGUGUUGAAAGAGAAGUUAAACCACAGAGAGGAGAUUGUGGGCCUGGAGCGGCUCUUCCAGGGAGCCUUCCUGGGCAGUGAGACACGCAACAUGGAGUUCAAGCGGGGCAGUGGCGAGUACUUGAGCCUGGCCUUCAAGCACCAUGUGCGGCGCUACGUGUGCGCCUUCCUCAACAGCGACGGUGGCAGCCUGCUGGUGGGCAUUGAGGACAGCGGCCUAGUGCAGGGCAUCCACUGCAGCCACCGUGAUGAGGACCGCACACGCCUGCUGGUGGACUCCAUCCUGCAGGGCUUCAAGCCCCAGGUCUUUCCCAAUGCCUACACCCUCACCUUCAUCCCUGUGAUCAGCACCUCCACGGCCAGCGUCUCCCUUAAGGUGAUCCGCCUGACCGUGCACACCCCCAAGGCACAGAGCCAGCCACAGCUCUACCAGACGGACCAAGGGGAGGUAUUCCUGCGGCGUGAGGGGAGCAUCCAGGGCCCACUGUCGGCAAGCGCCAUCCAGGAGUGGUGCCUGCAGAAGUGGAUGGGAGAGCUGGACGAUCUGAAGGAGAAGGUGAAGGUGUUGACGGUGGAGAAGGAGCAGCUCCAGCAGCAGCUGCAGCGGCCCUGGCCCAUCUCCUGCACCUGCUGUGUCCUGUGA